AUGGAAUAUCCUUCUGAAAAAGAAUCUCACACUUCUUUCAGCAUAGUCCCUAAGCAUUACCAGCACAUCCUGGCUUUGGCAUUCACAGUCAAAGAGAUCAAUGAAAACCCUCACCUCUUACCCAAUCGCACUCUGGGCUUCCACAUCUAUGACAGCUAUUUCAAUGCAAGGAGGACUUAUCAUGCUACAAUGCUACUUUUAUCCACACAGGAGAGAUUUAUCCCUAACUACAUAUGUGAGCAAGAGAAAAAUCUAAUAGCAGUCAUUGGGGCAGUGGAUGCCCAAAUUUCCAUUGAUGUGGCAACUGUCUUGAAUAACUAUAAGGUUCCUCAGCUGCAUAAUUUUCUCAGACGUGCCUCUUUCAACAACAGCGUUGGAGACAAGAUUUCCUUUAAUGAGUAUGGGGAGUUAGUGCCUGGAUAUGAUGUGAUCAACUGGAUUGUUUCCUCAAACCAAUCAUUUCAUAGAGUGAAGGUUGGAAAUGUUGAUCCCAACCAAGGGUUGACCAUCAAUGGGGAUGGCAUAACAUGGCCCAACCAUUUCCACCAGUCUCAGCCUCUUUCCUUGUGUACUGAACGGUGCCAUCCUGGAACUAGGAAGAAAGUGAAAGAGGGGGAGCCAUUUUGCUGUUAUGAUUGCAUCCCAUGUCCAGAAGGGAAGAUUUCAGCUCAGGAGGCUUUGGUCCUGGGAACAUUUCUGAAGCACCACGACACACCCAUUGUCAAAGCAAACAACAAAGACCUCACUUACAUGCUUCUUAUUUCUCUCCUGCUCUGCUUCCUUUCUGCACUGCUUUUCAUUGGAUGGCCCGGAAAAAUGGUGUGCCUCUUCCGACAAACUGCUUUUGGCACCAUCUUCUCUGUGGCUGUUUCUUGCGUGUUGGCAAAAACCAUGACAGUGGUUUUGGCUUUCAUGGCCACCAGGCCCGGAUCCAGGAUGAGGAAGUGGGUGGGAAAGAGACAAGCUAUUGCCAUUGUGUUUUCCUGUUCUUUUAUUCAAGCAAGCAUCUGUACUGUGUGGAUGGCAUCCUCACCCCCAUUCCCUGAUAUUGACAUGCACUCAAUGGCUAAGGAAAUUGUACUGGAAUGUAAUGAGGGUUCCGUGACUAUGUUUUACUGUGUCCUGAGCUACAUGGGCUUCCUGGCUCUUGUCAGCUUCACUGUAGCUUUCUUUGCCAGGAAGUUACCUGACAGUUUCAAUGAAGCCAAGUUCAUCACUUUCAGCAUGCUGGUCUUUUGCAGUGUUUGGGUAUCUUUUGUUCCAACCUACCUCAGUACCAAGGGAAAAUACAUGGUUGCUGUGGAGAUCUUCUCUAUCUUAGCAUCCGGUGCUGGUCUGCUAGGUUGCAUCUUUGCCCCCAAAUGCUACAUUAUUGUGUUGCGGCCUGAGUUGAAUGAAAGGGAACAUCUAAUAAGAAAUAAGACCAGAAGAAUUUGA
Molecule: messenger RNA, 1437 nt
Organism: Zootoca vivipara (common lizard)
Lineage: Eukaryota; Metazoa; Chordata; Lepidosauria; Squamata; Lacertidae
Source: RefSeq, a predicted model, not a curated record